AUGCCUGUGACUCGACGAUCACUUCACCGGCAAUCGGUCAUGCGAUCGGCCGGUGCCUCUACUUACGCCAACGACACAGAUUCAAAGGUGGUCCACUGGGUCCGACAAUGGGUAUCUCCUCAACAGUCACCAAACGUGGUGUCUGCUCCAUCUGAAAAGCGAGCACAGACCCCUGCUGACGCCGAGAAGGGCACCCCCGCGUCUACCCCUGUGUCGCUGUCGAACCUCAACUUCAAGGUCAAGCAAUGGAUUCCUGAUCCCGACCAGGAGGCUCAUGUCGCUUUCAAGUACGGCUCCACAGACGACGUGAUUGCAUUCGUGACUGAGGUGCACGCUCCCCCGGAGGUCAAGAACGACAAUGAUCUAACUGCGUCGGAUAUUCGAGGCGCCGUGGGAGGCGAGGCCAUUCCUGGAAUGACUACCAUGGACAAGCAGGGUGACGAGGAGAAGCCCGCUGAGGAGAAGCCCGCUGAGCCUGCUGCUGCCACCGCUGAAGAAGCUCUCAACAACACCACCAUCCCCGAGGCCAAAAUUGAGGUCGACUCUUCCGAGAUGGUGGUGGAUGCUCCCGAGCCUACUUCUGAUGCCGCUGCUGAUGCCGCUGCUGAUGCCGCUGCUGAUGCCGCUGCUGAUGCCGCUGCUGAUGCUGCUCCUGCUGCCGUCGCCACUGAGAUUACUACCACCACCACUACCACCACUACAGAUGAUGCUAUGGAUGUGGAUUUGCCUGCCACAGAGGCUGUUAUCGAGACCAAGGAGGAAGUUGUUGUGCCUGAGCCUGACGCCGAGAUCGCGCCUGCUGAGGCUACCCCUGCUUCUGAGCCUACUAUUUCUUCUGAGCCUGCUAUGUCCUCUGAGCCUGCUGCUUCGGAACCCGCCCCCGUCGAAGCUCUCAAGUCUACUGUCGGGGCUACCGAGACUACCGUCACUGCUGUCCCCACGGAGGCACCAGCUGCUGUCGAGCCUGUUGUUGAGGCCCCCAUUGAGCCCGUUCCGGAGGUCGUCCCCGUGGUUGCCGAGGUUGCUGAGACCGUUGAGCCUGUUAAGACUGAGCCCGCUCCCGCUGAGCCCGAUACUGCCACUGACGCCGCUCCCGUUCCUGAGACUGCUGCUCCCGCUGUAGCCGCCGAGUCUACCACCGAGUCGGCCGAUGUGGAGAUGAAGGACGCUUAA
Messenger RNA from Yarrowia lipolytica CLIB122, 1173 nucleotides. RefSeq lists its product as uncharacterized. Lineage: Eukaryota; Fungi; Ascomycota; Dipodascomycetes; Dipodascales. Gene Ontology annotation, biological process: chromatin remodeling. The record is from RefSeq and is a predicted model, not a curated record. Gene Ontology annotation, cellular component: RSC-type complex; nucleus; SWI/SNF complex.